CUUUUUUCUUCUCAUGGUAUGUUUAUAUUGCUAAUUAAAUUAAUGAGAGUAGUAUAAUCAAUCCCAUAACAUAUUUAUUUAUCUAACAAGUCAGAGAAUAUGAAGCUGAAUUAUAUAUAUGUCAUUGUGUUUUUUUUUGUUAAGGUUUUAUUGGCAAAAUGUUUCAUACAGCUGAAUUAAAUGCACUUGUUAACUUUUUUCUUAUGUUUUCUGCUGAUAAACCUAUUGAUUGGUUACUUGAAUAUUAUCAAGAUACAAAAUAUUGUUCAUUUGGUGCUGAUGUUCAAUCAUGUACAAGAACAAAAAGUUUACAUCGUUUUCGUUUUCGUCCAUCUCUAUUUCAACAUAUUGGAAUUUAUUCAUCAUUAAAGGGUAAAAUACAAAAAUUAAAAGAUAAAGAUUUUGGUAAAAAUGUUAAAUUAUUUAAAUCACAUGAAAAUCCAUCUGUAUCAUCGAUUGUAUCAACAUUAAAAGAUUAUGAUAAACAUACAUUAGCAAAUUGUUAUGCAGGACAAAAUUUCUUUUGGGCAUUACAACCUAAAAAAGAUGAUACUAUUGUAUUAAAAUACGAUCCACCACUUUUAUUAUCAAGAGUUUAUUUUAAAUCAGGUAAUCCUGAACAUCCAGGAGACAAAUUUUUUAAUACAACUGUUGAUCUACAACCAUAUGUACAACCAAAACAAAAAUUAAACUAUAUUAAAGAUAGUGAUGGAUAUUUUACAGUAGCAAAUUUUUCACAUGAUACUGGUAUUGCUGAAGCAUUUGUUGAUAAAGUACUUGGACCGAUAUCAAAUGUUCGCUUAAAAGUACAUUCAAAAUCAGAUGCAUGGGUGAUAUUGAAUGAGAUUCUUAUUGAACCACUGAAAUGA
Adineta steineri is the source of this 869-nucleotide messenger RNA. The record is from the annotation of a GenBank genome assembly. NCBI's taxonomy places the organism in Eukaryota, Metazoa, Rotifera, Eurotatoria, Adinetida, Adinetidae.